AUGUCAGGAAGGCCUAAUCGUGGGCGCCCACAGAACGAAACACCCGAUGUUGCUCAAGUUGUUGCACAACAACUCAUGGAAGCAAUCCCAAACAUUGUUACUCAAGUAACUGCGGGGCUUAAUGCUAACCAAGGAGGUAGUGGAGGAAACCGGGGAAACAAUGAAAGAGAAUGCAACUACAAGUCCUUUAUGGCUUGUCAACCUAAGGAGUUCCACGGAAAGGAAGGUACGGUCGGGUUGCUGAAAUGGAUUGACAGCAUGGAGUCCAUCCUUCACAUUAGCAAAUGCCUCGAGCGCAAAAAAGUUGAGUAUGCAACUUGCCUACUCCAAGAUAGGGCAUUGACCUGGUGGAAUACUCUAGUGCAAACCCGAGGCCGUGCAGCAGCAUAUCAGCUAAGUUGGGAAGACCUAAAGAAGCUACUGAUAGAGGAGUAUUGUCCCAAGGAUGAACUUCAGAAGCUUGAAUCUGAAUUCUGGAACCAUUCUAUGGUUGGAACACAAAUAGAGAAGUACACAGUCCGAUUUCAUGAACUAGCAAAACUGGUACCUCACAUGGUUACUCCUGAGGAGAAAUGGAUAGAUCGUUACAUCUGGGGUCUGGCACCAGAGAUUCGUGGAAUGGUUACUUCAACAAAUCCAACUACUAUUCAGAGUGCAGUAAGUCUAGCAAAUCGAUUAACCAAUGAUGUGAUAAGGAUGGGAGCACCAACAAAGGAAAACUCUAGUAGCAAGAGGAAGCCAGCAGAUCAGGGAGAGAAGAAGUAUGGAGGCAAGUCAGGGAGGAAGCAGAAAGCCUCAAGAAACUUUAUGGUAAGAGCCCAGGAGCAAGAACCAGUGAAAACUCAGGAACAGGAAGUCAUGGAAGUGCAGGAGCGAAAGCAGUACUUAGGACCGCUUCCGAAGUGCAAUAAGUGUAACUUCCAUCACAAGGGAGCUUGCCCAGUGUGCCAAAACUGUAAACAAACAGGCCAUUACUCGAAGUACUGUAAGCUGAAUAAGGAUGGAAAAAGGGCAUGUUACGAGUGCGGGAGUACUGAUCAUCUCCGUAGAGCAUGUCCCAAACUGAACAAGGCGCCUGGUAACAAUGGACAAGGCCAAGCCAGGAAAAACUUCCAAGGAAAUCAAGGUGGGCGGACAAGAGGUGUAGCCUUUGUGAUUGGUGCAGAAGAAGCUCGUCAGAACCCUGAGGUGAUAACAGGUACAUUUAUCCUGAACAACCAUUUUGCAUAA
Molecule: messenger RNA, 1230 nt
Organism: Lactuca sativa (garden lettuce)
Lineage: Eukaryota; Viridiplantae; Streptophyta; Magnoliopsida; Asterales; Asteraceae
Source: RefSeq, a predicted model, not a curated record